This is a messenger RNA of Sporisorium graminicola, 1455 nucleotides long. RefSeq lists its product as uncharacterized. The coding region runs from base 1 to 1455 and encodes 484 amino acids. The record is from RefSeq and is a predicted model, not a curated record. Lineage: Eukaryota; Fungi; Basidiomycota; Ustilaginomycetes; Ustilaginales; Ustilaginaceae. Gene Ontology annotation, molecular function: heme binding; monooxygenase activity; oxidoreductase activity, acting on paired donors, with incorporation or reduction of molecular oxygen. The transcript has a single exon.
AUGGUGGGUGUUAAUGGCACUGUUGUGCUUUCCUGGGUGACAUACGAGAUGGUAAGAGCCCUGCUUUGGUCACCCCUAGCCAAGGUGCCUGGCCCGUUUGCCAACCGUCUCAGUAGUGUACCACACAUUCUACAUACUAUCAAGGGUGAUCGCAUUCAGUGGGUUGAAAAGCUUCAUCGAAAGUACGGUGAAGAAGUGGUGCUGGAACCUGCGAUGGUCAUCUCUCGUCGUUCCGCUGCUGUCAAGACCAUUUACGGUAAUACAGCUUUGCAAAAGUCCGCUUUUUACGAUGGCCUAGGCUUCAGCGGACUUCACAAGCAUGUCUUACAGGCAAGGGAUAACAAGGUCGCCAUCCGAACUCGUAAACAUAUCCUCACCAUCAUGACCAAGGAUAACCUCUUCGGACUGGAGCCUAUCUUUCAUCGCUACCUUGCCAAAUUCAAAAAGGGCGUCGACAGCAACAAUGAUGAUGGUAAAGUCGAUCUAAUGCUCUGGCUUCGACUUUUAGCCAUGGAUAUUAUUCUUGAAGCCUCUUUUGGCAAGGACUUUGGUCAGCUUGAUCUCGGCGGUCUCAGCGAUCUUACGCAAGCCAUCUUCGAUGCCAUACGGUUUAACGUCAUUCGGGCCCUCAUACCUGGUUUUCAAACCGCGGCGACCUAUCUGCCCAUCCCGGUCCUCAACAGAAUGGCCUCUUCCGAAGCAAGAUUUUUGAAUCUUGGUACCAGCGGUUUGGAAACGUUUAAAUCCGCCGAUAACAUCAGUCACAUAAUGGCUCCUCAAGCUCUCCGUCCUUUGUUUGGGGAAGAUGAGGAGUCACUAGUCAAAGAGCUGGCUGCCUUCGCCAUUGCAGGAUCCGAUACUACCUCGACUACACUGCUCUACCUGUUCUACGAACUGGCUCUGCAUCCUACCCUACAGGAAGCCCUCUACGAAGAAGUCGCUCGAGAGAUCUCAGCGGAACAUUAUGACACUAUCUCUCGAGCUGAUGUGGAGAAGCUUCCUCUUCUUAAUGCAUUCAUCAAAGAAACGCUUCGGGUUCAUCCACCCGUUCCUGGUUUCUUACCUCGAGAUGUUCCCGCCACUGGCAUUGUCUUGGGUGGCAAAUUCAUCCCUCCUGGCACCGUCGUUUCUUCGAGUGUCCAUCAAACUCUGCGAAACCCGGAUGUUUAUCAUCCCGAUCCAGACUCUUUCCGUCCGCAAAGAUGGCUAGAAGAUGUGACCGAGGACAUGCAACGCAGCUUUAUACCGUUCAGCAGUGGCCUUCGCACCUGCGUCGGUAUGAACUUUGCUUGGUCAGAAAUCUAUGUCAUCUCGGCUUCAAUCCUUUGCACGUAUCAGUUUAAACUGCCCGAGGAAACGACCCUUGCUUCCAUGGAGAUGGUCGAAGGCUUCUUUACUCUUCCUAAAUCAGGUCAAUGUGUUCUCCAACUAGUCAAACGAUCUUCCAACAAGUAA